Molecule: messenger RNA, 1137 nt
Organism: Microthlaspi erraticum
Lineage: Eukaryota; Viridiplantae; Streptophyta; Magnoliopsida; Brassicales; Brassicaceae
Source: the annotation of a GenBank genome assembly
AUGGCGAAAGCUAAGCCGCAGAAAUCUAAGCCUAAGAAACAACCACAUCAGGCGAAAGCGAAGAAGCAAGCAAAGGAUGGUGAUAUGUCUCAGUUUCGAGCUCAGCUUGACGCUUUAGGGCUUAAGAUAAUCAAAGUGACUUCAGACGGUAAUUGUUUCUUCAGGUCAAUCGCCGAUCAAUUGGAAGGCAAUGAGGAUGAACACAGCAAAUACCGUAGCAUGGUUGUUCAGUAUAUAGUGAAGAAUCGUGAAAUGUUCGAGCCAUUUAUCGAAGACGAUGUUCCAUUCGAGGAUUAUUGCAAAACCAUGGAUGAUGAUGGCACUUGGGCUGGGAAUAUGGAGUUACAAGCAGCUUCUCUUGUCACACGCAGUAAUAUUUGUAUCCACAGGAACAUGUCACCGCGUUGGUAUAUACGCAACUUUGAAGAUCCAAGAACCCGCAUGGUCCAUCUGUCUUACCACGAUGGGGAACACUACAACAGUCUGCGUUUAAAGGAAGAUGCAUGUGGAGGACCAGCCAGGCCUGUUGUAAUAGAGGCUGAUGCUAAAGUGUCAGCAGCAUCUAAACAAGCGAAAGCCACUGAGAGCAAGUCCAGAAACAGAGCUGCUAAGUGUAAUGUGGAUGCUGGGGAUAUCAAACUAGUCAUGUCCGGUACUUGCUGUGACAAUGCUGAAAAAGUUGAACAGGUUAUAGCACAAGUGAAUGGUGAUGUGGAUGCUGCGAUAGAAUUCCUUAUAGCAGAGCAAGGAAAUGAAACUUUGUCUGAAAAUGCUUCUGCAGCAGAUACCACAAAUCCAAAAGCAAGUGAUAGUACAAUGUCAACGGAAGGCAUAGAGCAACGCAGAGAAGAAUCGAAUGAGGAGGAGGAACCAGCUAGCAGCUGCAGCAAUAUCAAAACAAUCCGUGCCGAGUGCAGUUCACAGUCCGAUGAUAAGAAGAUCCCGAGGAAUAAAACGUGUCCAUGCGGUUCGAAGAAGAAAUACAAGGCCUGCUGUGGAACAUCAACUGGGAGAUCAUCUGUUAAACUGCUAGCGAGCCAAACAAUGGAGUCGAAGAAGGGGAGAAAGAAUUUGAGGAGAGGAACAUCAUAUGAAGUCGAAGCUAAUGCACCAGACGUUGGUGCUCUCUGUAUAUAA